This is a messenger RNA of Racocetra persica, 517 nucleotides long. Lineage: Eukaryota; Fungi; Glomeromycota; Glomeromycetes; Diversisporales; Gigasporaceae. The record is from the annotation of a GenBank genome assembly.
CAUGUUAUUAAUCUGCUAUUUAAGUGUAGCUUUUUGGAAGAAUACAGAAAACCCUACGCUCCUAAAAUUUUUGAACUUUCAAUUCUCUGCCAGCGAUCUGGAAGAUAAAAAAACAGAAUAUAAUCGCUACAAUAACGAGUUAAACACAAUAAGUAAACACUAUGCAGAAAUGUCUAAAAUAGAACAAAAGAUAGCCAAAUGGAAGGGUGCCUUUAAGAAUGAUAAAAAGACGAAGUUGGUAAACCAAUUCUGGGAAGUUCAAGACAUAGCGAGAAUGGUGAAAGAGAAAUCGAAGGCUGAACCAGUACCGUUAAAGAAUACUCACAAGCGGUUAUUUUCUGAGAUUGGUGAUGACUUGCCUUCAUCUCAUAUAAUGUCAGUAAUGGAAAAAUAUCAUGCAAAAUCAACAACAUCAAAAUACGAUCUUGUGCACAGCUUUAUUUUAGAUCUUACUCCCUGUUCACAGAUAGAAAAAGAGGUCGAAACUGAGUUUUGGGUGGAGCUUAUAGCAGACUGA